Messenger RNA from Naegleria lovaniensis, 1086 nucleotides. RefSeq lists its product as uncharacterized. Lineage: Eukaryota; Heterolobosea; Eutetramitea; Acrasida; Naegleriidae. The record is from RefSeq and is a predicted model, not a curated record. The transcript has a single exon. The coding region runs from base 1 to 1086 and encodes 361 amino acids.
AUGGAAGACAGAGAAGUUGUUUUAGCCACCGUGAAGAAAAACGGUGAAGUAUUGAAAUACGGCAAUGCUGGCGGCUGGCGCAAAGACAAAGAAGUAAUGUUUGAAGCAAUCAAACAAAAUAAGAAAUUACUGAAACUGGUAUCAACGGAUUUACUCCAAGAUUCUCAGUUCAUGUUGAAAUGUCUUCAAUUGAGUUUUCCAGAGCUAGCAACAUUGGAGUCCAUUGAUUAUUCAAACAAAGAAAUCAUGAUGAAAAUUAUUCAAGAAUUCCCAUUUUUAUUUAGUUUAGCAUCCAAUGCGCUCAGAAAUGAUCGAGACAUUGUGCUGGCUGCCGUUAGAAAUGAUGGUAACUUGCUUCGUUUUGCCUCGUAUUUGAGUGAUGACAAGGAAAUUGCACUGGUGGCAGUUAACACAACUGGCAAUGCGUUGGAUUAUGUCUCUCUACCGUUGAAGAAUGAUAGAAACGUUGUAUUAGCUGCCGUAAAUCAAGACGGAUAUGCUCUUUGCUACGCAUCACAUGAGUUGAAGGAUGACAGAGAGAUCGUGUUAGCAGCUUUAAGACAACAAGGACUUGCUCUUCGAUUCGCAUCCGAAGAUCUGAAAAAAGACAGAGAAUUAGUAUUGACAGCUGUACGACAAGAUGGUGGUGCUCUUGCAUUGGCAUCAGAUGAGUUGAAGAGUGAUCAAGAAAUUGUAUUGGAAGCCAUCAAAAAAGAUAAGAAUGCUUUGAGUCAUGCUUCAAAAGAACUAUUUCAUGACAAAGAAUUCUUAUUGAAGACCAUCAAACUUGGAUGUAAAGAUGUUCUUCAACAUGCACCAAAAGAGUUUGCCAGUGACAGAGAAUUCAUGUUAAAAGUAUUCAGUUAUAAUGACUGUUCUGACAAGGAACUCAUGUUAGAAGCAGUGAAGAUUAAUGGAUUCGCAUUGAGAUUUGCAAGUCCAGCAUUGCGGCAAGAUGCAGAACUUGUGAUGGAAGCACUCAAAUGCAAUGGUUACGUGUUACAGUACAGUGACGAGUUGUACCAAGCACGAAUGGAACAUUGCUAUCAUAAUGUGUAUGUGGGAAAAAACAAGGAAACAAAAUAA